CUUGAGCGACUUAUGACCAUUCCUACCCUGCCCUCCCCAUCCGGCAAUUCGUGACCCCUGCCCAACCACGGCGGAAUCCAUCAAGCCAACCCUCUGCAGAGUCGUCAUCUACUUGCAGAAGGAGAUGUCUGGGGACACGUGCCUGACCACCAUCUGCCGAUCUUCAGGAGCCAAGCCCAAAACCUGCAGCUUUAGAGAGGGUAGCCUGGGCAACAAGUAUGUGCGGCUCAACGUUGGGGGCUCCUUGUACUACACCACAGUGCAGGUGCUGACCAGGCACGACACCAUGCUGAAGGCCAUGUUCAGUGGCAGGAUGGAAGUACUGACUGACAAGGAAGGGUGGAUCCUUAUAGACCGUUGUGGGAAACACUUUGGUGUGAUUUUAAAUUACCUCCGAGACGACACUAUCGCGCUUCCAAAAAACAGGCAGGAGAUCAAAGAGCUGAUGGCAGAAGCGAAAUAUUACCUAAUUCAGGGCUUAGUAGACAUGUGCCAGGCAGCUCUCCAGGACAAGAAAGACUCGUACGAGCCCGUCUGUAACAUCCCCAUCAUCACGUCUCCAAAGGAAGAAGAGAGGCUCAUCGAAUCCUCCAUGAAACCUGUUGUCAAGCUGCUUUAUAACAGGAGCAACAACAAAUAUUCCUACACCAGUAACUCGGACGAUAACUUACUGAAGAACAUCGAACUAUUCGAUAAACUUUCUCUCCGCUUCAAUGGCCGAGUCCUCUUCAUUAAGGAUGUUAUAGGGGAUGAAAUCUGCUGCUGGUCUUUCUACGGACAGGGGCGGAAGCUCGCUGAGGUCUGUUGCACCUCGAUAGUGUACGCCACGGAAAAGAAACAAACCAAGGUUGAGUUCCCCGAAGCGCGUAUCUACGAGGAGACACUAAACGUUUUACUUUAUGAAACUCCACGUGUACCUGACAACUCCCUGCUGGAGGCGACGAGCCGGAACCGAAGCCAGGCAUCUCACAGCGAGGAUGAUGAGGGCUUUGAACUGCGCGACCGAGUGCGCCGCAUCCACGUGAAGAGAUACAGCACUUAUGACGACCGGCAGCUUGGCCACUAGCCUGCUGGCAGAGGAGAAACGGUUUGCUUUGUUCAUAGAGCUUAACGAAUAUGUGGAGUUAGUCCGGGAAGCAGGGGAUUGAUCCUCAGAUGGUUUCAGUGCUUCCUAGAGAAGCAGCUCGGCAUCUGGGCAUGCAAACCAAAGGCAACACUUAAGGCCAGAGGCUUUUAGAGUCAUUGUGACAUUUACUUGUGUACCAUGCGGUGUAAAUAGAGCAGUUCUUCAUGUGCUGCGGAUGGGCGGGGAUCCCAAGGACCUGUCUGUGGAGCUCAUUUGUUCUGAUAUAGGUUGCAGCCACCAGGCAUUGUCUGUCUUGUGAGAAGCGAUGUAUUUUUCCAUUUGAGGAUGUUUCUGUUUGAAAACCCAUUGCCAGAGACACCGUAAGAGCUGUGUGCCCUGGAAUUGCUUAGUUUUUAAAUUCUGUUACAAAGGAUGCCCUGUGGGAUUCGAACACUAGCACGUUUAGCAAACGCUACCUCUCGCUGGCCAAGCUACUCUUUCCUUCUGGAGCAAGUAGUUAGAUUCCCAUGACAUGAGAGAGGGCGUUUCCCCUUUUGUGCAAGGAUCACCCUUGGUGCUGAAACUGCUUAGCCUGUCUCACUUUAAACCAAGUUUUUAGGACUCAAGCUAACAAAUGGUCCAAAUGGGGGAAAUUUAGAGAGUAAAUAUUAAAUGAUAUGAUUAUUAAGAAAAAAAAAUCCUAAAGGUGAGGGUGUGGGUGUGGUGAAGCUUACAAGAAAACAGAGCCCUGGCGAAAUCAUGGGCAUAGUGGGACCCCUACCCUCUGGGGCUUUGGGUGGGGCAGGAACCCUGUGUUAAUAGAUCCUGAGGAAUUGAGGGAAUCUCUCUAGAAUUAGUCACUAGAUCAAGAGGGCCCCUAAGCACUGCUUGGUGUCAUCUUUCCUCAAGCUAGGAAAAAAACAGGGUGAUUGAGGGAAAAUAACUAAAGUGUAGACCAAAGAAAGCUUCUUAGCGCAUUCACUCUCGCACAGCUGGAGUUGUCCAUGUGUUUCUGUUCUAAGUCCCCUCUGAGGCCAGGAGGUGGGAGUGGAGGGAUAGUGGCCAUUACACCUUGUUAUAGAGUGGAGCUCUAUCUCUGUGCAGCCCCGGGACUUUUUAUAUUGAAUUUUAAACCGUUUCUUCAGCUGACAUUUUUUUAUAAUUAUGUUUUUAAAAAAAUCUUUUGUGAUUCAAAUGGUUUUUUAAACAUAUAUUUUAAAAAAGAGAGCUGAUGUGUCAAGUGUGUACCCCUCCCUUCUUGGUACUAUAGUGUCAACUCUCUUUGGACUUAGGGUUUUUUGGACUUGAGCUUUGAUCUUAAACGUGACUAUCCAGUGAGAGAACAUGAUGGUCCCAACUUAUUUGGUAGCCCAGAUGAAAACUUAAGGGCUUGAUUUUUCUGAAGUUCUGAGCCCCCACAACUCCAGCUGAAACCAGUGGGAGAUGCAGGUGUUCAGCGCACCUGAAAAUCAAGCCCAAAGUUUUCCUGUCUCUCUCCCCCUUGAGGAC
This is a messenger RNA of Terrapene triunguis (Three-toed box turtle), 2575 nucleotides long. It is a transcript of the gene TNFAIP1, whose product is annotated as TNF alpha induced protein 1. Gene Ontology annotation, molecular function: ubiquitin-protein transferase activity; protein binding. The transcript is spliced from 6 exons. The record is from RefSeq and is a predicted model, not a curated record. Bases 125 to 1066 code for a protein of 313 amino acids. Gene Ontology annotation, cellular component: Cul3-RING ubiquitin ligase complex. Lineage: Eukaryota; Metazoa; Chordata; Testudines; Emydidae. Gene Ontology annotation, biological process: protein ubiquitination; protein homooligomerization; negative regulation of Rho protein signal transduction.